CUGUUCAUUCCGAUGCACAACUGAAGAGCUCAUGAGUUCAUGGCAUGCGAGGUGUGCUCUUUCGGCAGGCGUGGAGACGCGCCCCAGGCGCAUGCUUGUGCUGGAAGCCAGUGCCAUUUGUGCGGUAUGCCCGCAGCCGACCUUCAGGCAGAAGGUCCGAGCCGAUUGCAGAGGCUCCCAACAGACCUUCGGCGGCGCCAUCUUCCGCGCGGAGCUUCGCAGAGCUGCCGCUCUCGGAGCCCACGCAGCAAGCCAUGCGAGAGGUCUUCGGCUAUGCUGAGCUGUCCGAGAUUCAGUCACAGGUGCUUCCCUUGGCGCUGUCAAAGAAUUUCGACCUGGUCGCUCGAGCGCACACGGGCACGGGGAAGACCUUGGCCUUCCUCAUCCCCGCGGUGGAGAAGAUGUUGGCCAGCCCGGGCCAUGGCAUCGCCCUGCUGGUGGUGUCCCCCACUCGCGAGCUGGCAUUGCAGAUCCACAAAGAGGCUGAGAUGUUGCUUUCCACGCACCAUAUCCCAGCGAUGAGCAUGAUCGGCGGGACGAGUCAGAGGCAAGACCAGGUGGCCUUGCGCCGGCGCAAGCCACGUGUGCUGAUUGCGACACCUGGGCGCUUGCUGGAGCACUUGGAGAGGACGUACUUGUUUCCCACACUCUUCGAGAACCUGCAAACCUUUGUCUUGGACGAGGCCGAUCGGCUCUUGAGCCUGGGCUUCCUGCCGGAGGUCAAGGAGAUUGUGUCCUACUUGCCUUCCAGACGCCGGACCAUGCUCUUCUCCGCCACGAUGCCUGAGAGCGUUAUGGACGUGGUGUCUAAAGCUUGCCGCGGCAACUACCGCUACAUUGACUGCGUCGGGGAGGAGUCUCAGUCCACAGCAGCCAUGGCAGAGCAGACUUAUGUGGUCCUACCGGGGCAUCAAUGCCUGGCUGCAUUGUACAACAUCAUCAUGACCGAGAUGGCUGCUAAUCGGUACAGCUACAAGAUCUUGGUCUUCUUUGCCACAGCCCGAAUGACCGCCUUCAUGGCUCAGUUCUUCCGUCAGCAGCUGAGCAUCGGAGUCUUUGAGAUCCACCGACGUCGAGAAGCGUCCGCCCGCACCUCGACGCAGCAGCGGUUCCAGGAGGCUCAAUCCGGCAUCCUUUUCUCCUCCGAUGUUUCGGCACGGGGCUUGGACUAUCCCAACGUCACCAUGGUUGUGCAGUUCGGAGCGCCAGCGACUCGAGAAAUGUACAUCCAUCGUGUGGGUCGCACAGCACGUGCUGGCAAGACAGGUGAAGCAGUUCUCAUCUUGGGAGAGUUGGAGCGAGCUUUCCUGGCUGCGGUGAAGGACUUGCCCAUCACUCAGCACAAGAAAGCGGGGGAGCUGCAGCGGGUGAAUGAGCUGCUGGUAAAGGCCACCACCAGCUGGCUGGCCAACGCGCCCUUGCGCACCGCCGCCUCCGCUUCCUUUGCCUCGCUGCUGGUGCAUUACAAGGCCACCCACCGGGUGCUCCACAUGCAAGAGGACGACGUGAUUCAGGCAGCCAGCGAUCUACUGCUUGGUUGUGGCCUGGUGGAUCAGCCGGUGAUCUCAAAGCGCCUCGCGGUGAUGCUGGGCAUCGAGAAGAACCCCUUGAUCCAGUGCGCCUCGCGACUGGGGGACCAGGAUGAGCUGAUGCUCGAGGAAGAAGACGUGACUAGAGCAAAGCGCUCGUGGCGCGGCUGACGCGCCAAAAGAAAAAUCGCAAGCCGAAGCAUCCCCUGGCACUCAGGGGGCAGAAGCCUAGAGUUUUACGUGUG
Effrenium voratum is the source of this 1774-nucleotide messenger RNA. NCBI's taxonomy places the organism in Eukaryota, Dinophyceae, Suessiales, Symbiodiniaceae. The record is from the annotation of a GenBank genome assembly.